Juglans regia (Persian walnut) is the source of this 1281-nucleotide messenger RNA. Its product is annotated as TMV resistance protein N-like. The coding region runs from base 1 to 1281 and encodes 426 amino acids. The record is from RefSeq and is a predicted model, not a curated record. Lineage: Eukaryota; Viridiplantae; Streptophyta; Magnoliopsida; Fagales; Juglandaceae. The transcript is spliced from 5 exons. Gene Ontology annotation, molecular function: protein binding.
AUGGGUCAUGAAAUUGUUCGCCGCCAAUCUCAGGCAGAUCCUGGCAGACAGAGUAGGUUGUGGCUUACUAAUGACAUCAUUCGGGUAUUGAAGAACAAUAGUGAUCGAAGGCAUAGUCCUACACUCUCCUCCAAAAAAAGAACUACACCUGAAUUCUGGCGUCUUCUCGAAGAUGAAGAACUUAUGGUUGCUCAAGAUCAUAGCCACAUCCAGCAAUUGUGGCAGGGAACUAAGAAGCUAGAGCAUGUUGACCUUAGUGACUCUCAAUACUUGGUGGAGAACCCGGACUUCACUAAUGCCCCAAAUCUUAAGACGCUGAUUCUUCAAGGCUGUACAAAAUUGCGUAAUCUCCACUCAUCAGUUGGAGCUCUAAAACGCCUUAUUUUUCUGAAUUUGAAAGGUUGCACAUCUCUUACUAGCCUUCCCUGUAACAUUAGCUGGGAUUCCUUAGAAAUUUUGAUUCUUUCUGGCUGUACGAGACUCUGGAAGUUUCCAGAAACGAUGGGAAAUAUCAAUCAUUUGAGGCAACUUAGUUUGGAUGGGAUUGCAUUAUUAGAACUUCCAUCAUCAAUUGGGCAUUUAACUGGCCUUUCUUAUUUGAGUUUGAGAGGCUGCAAAAGCCUCUUGAGUCUUCCGAGUGCUAUUUGUGGUUUGACAUCUCUUAAAACUCUUGUUCUCUGUGGUUGUUCACAACUUGAGGAAAUGCCCGAGGGAGUAGGGAAUUUGGAACAUCUAGAGGAGCUCGAUAUAAGUGAAACCGCUAUAAGGCAAUUUCCAUCGUCCAUUACACGUCUACAAAAUCUUAAAAGGUUGUCCUUCCUAGGAUGUUCUAAUCUGCCACCUAAGUCGAUGUUCAAACGAUUUGUAACUUGGUUUAGGGGGAACCUCGACAUUGGUUUGGUAUUGCCUACUUCGUUGUCAAGUACUCUAUGCAGCUUGGAGAGAUUAAGCUUGAGUUAUUGCCAUUUAGUGGAUGGAGCAAUUCCCAGUGACCUAAGUGCAUUGUCAUCACUGCUAGUUCUAGAUCUAAGUGGAAAUGAUUUCACGCUCUUACCUGAAAGCAUCUCUCAACUUUCGAAGCUUAGCGUUAUUUUGUUGAGUCGCUGUAGCCAGCUUCAAUCAGUGUCAGAUCUUCCGUCAAGUUUAGUAUACGUUAAUGCUCUAGAUUGCACACAUUGUUUUUUCCAGAGGCAUCUCGGGUGGUUCAAGAGGAGCAAGAAUUCCAACGUGGUUCCAGAAUCAGAGUAUGGGUUCCUUGAAUACAAUCUGGUUGCAUCCUGA